AACAUGACAUGUUCUAUUUUUUGCUUUUCAGAAAUAAAAUGGAGGGUGACGGGAUAAAAUCCAAGAGCUCAAAGAAGAAAUCUAAAGACAUUGGGGACCUUGGAACUCUUCAAAAAGAAUUACCAUUCCAAAUAGAACCGUCAGAAAAAAUUAAGAAACUCGACACAUCUCAAUGGCCGCUGCUUUUGAAAAAUUUUGACCGACUGAACCUGAGGACAAGCCACUACACGCCACUGCCCUUCGGCGCGUCUCCGUUGAAGAGGGAACUAAGAGACUACAUCCGCAGCGGCUGCAUCAACCUCGACAAGCCGUCCAACCCCAGCUCGCACGAGGUCGUCGCCUGGAUCAAGAGAAUACUUCGUGUAGAAAAGACUGGACAUUCGGGAACCCUCGAUCCUAAAACCUCAGGUUGUCUAACUGUUUGCAUUGAAAGGACUACGCGGCUUGCUAAAUCCCAACAAUCAGCCGGAAAGGAAUAUAUUUCUGUGUUCAAAUUGCAUUCCAAUCCUGGAGGAAUCAAUAAAGUUCAACAAUCACUAGACAAAUUGAAAGGUGCUCUGUUCCAACGACCUCCUUUGAUUUCCGCAGUCAAGCGGCAGCUCAGAGUCAGAAAGAUCUAUGAGAUCAAACUUAUCGAGUAUGACGAAGAAAAGUACACAGGUAUUUUCUGGGUGAAGUGUGAAGCUGGAACUUAUGUGAGAACGCUGUGUGUUCACUUGGGAUUGUUCCUAGGAGUUGGCGGUCAAAUGACUGAAUUGAGAAGAAAUCGAUCCGGUAACCACAGUGAAGAAAUGGGACUGGCUUCCAUGCAUGAUAUUUUGGAUGCGCAGUGGUUGUAUGAUAACCAUGCUGAUGAAUCAUACUUGAGAAGAGUCAUCCAUCCGCUGGAGACACUGCUCACUUCGCAUAAAAGAAUUAUCAUGAAGGACAGUGCUGUGAAUGCUAUCUGCUACGGUGCUAAAGUGAUGAUACCUGGUGUGCUGCGCUACGAGGAUGGCAUCGAGUUGAACGAGGAAAUCGUGCUGGUAACCACUAAGGGGGAGGCGAUUGCAUUGGGCAUAGCGCUGAUGACCACAGCUACAAUUGCCAGCUGUGACCACGGCAUCAUAGCCAAGCUGAAGAGAGUGCUCAUGGACCGCGACACCUAUCCCAGGAAGUGGGGACUCGGUGCUAAGGCUUCAUUGAAGAAGAGAAUGAUCAAGGAGGGCUUGCUUGACAAGCAUGGAAAACCCAACGAAAACACGCCCGCUAAUUGGCUUUCACAAUUCAAAAGCGCUGGAGAGUCAGCGGAGAAGAACUCUGAGAGUGUUUCGGAAACACCAAGCAAGAGUGAAAGAAAACGUAAACUGAGCGGAAGUGGAUCAGCAAAUGAUGAACCUGCCUCAGCACCAACAGAAGAAGCCAACUCAUCCGAGAAGAAGAAGAAAAAGAAGAAGAAGAGAAAGAAGGAUGAUGAAGAAGCACCUGUCAAAGAAGAGAGUGAUAGCUAGUUUUUUAUCAGUGACAUAUCUGCCAAGAAUUUAUGGAGCUUCCAUAUUUUCACUUGAUUGUUUCCUCUGUUUUUAUAUCUGAAGAUAUCUAUGUAUACUUACAUAAUUAUUAUCAUCUUUUUAAAUGAAACUAUACUUGGAAACUGUUGACACUUCCAUAAUGAUAGUUUAAAAAUAUUAUUUCAGUUUGAAUUUCUUCUAUUUUGUUACAAAUCAGCUAGUUCCUUCAUUUCUGUCUUUGAUGAUCUAGGAUAAUUCAAUGUAAGCUUCUGGUAACAAAAGUUGAAAUUAUGAAAAUAUUUUCACGUGACUUGAGCACAGGUUCAAUGUCUGGAAGUAAAAUAUUCCAGUAGGUUCUGAGUUGAUUACUGCCGGUCUACAGUUUGUUUACUAUUGUAAAGUUUGUUCUAUUCCUUGGAAUGAAAUUUAUUUGGAUCGACUUCAAUAAUUUAUCAAUAUGUUUUUAUAAUAUGGUGCCAGGACAACAAUAGCAUUAGAAGUAGUCUGUCUAUAGUAGUAAGUUUAAAAUUAUUUUUAGCUAAUUUUUUCAUGUAUCUUGUUAUGAAUUUAUACUGCCUUACCUUGUCAAUGCAAGCAAUUAAGCAUUUUAUUCAAUACCUGCUACUAUCCCUGUUGAAGUUUCAUUGUAAUUAGUUAGCUAUAACAAAUUUAUUAUGUAAGACUCAACAAAUUUUUAUUUAGAAAUGUUCCUAAUUGUCAGGGUAUUAUACCUCGACAGGACGGAAAUAUAUUCAACAAACAAGAUAUGCAUUGUGCAAGGAUCUUUAGUUAUUAUUUCUGAAUCAUCGUUCUUUUUACUUGAAAUAAAAAAAUUAAACUGAAA
This is a messenger RNA of Nilaparvata lugens (brown planthopper), 2334 nucleotides long. It is a transcript of the gene Nop60B, whose product is annotated as H/ACA ribonucleoprotein complex subunit DKC1. The transcript is spliced from 10 exons. Gene Ontology annotation, molecular function: pseudouridine synthase activity; RNA binding. Gene Ontology annotation, cellular component: box H/ACA snoRNP complex. The record is from RefSeq and is a predicted model, not a curated record. Bases 9 to 1490 code for a protein of 493 amino acids. Gene Ontology annotation, biological process: rRNA pseudouridine synthesis; mRNA pseudouridine synthesis; box H/ACA sno(s)RNA 3'-end processing. Lineage: Eukaryota; Metazoa; Arthropoda; Insecta; Hemiptera; Delphacidae.